Messenger RNA from Melitaea cinxia (Glanville fritillary), 745 nucleotides. RefSeq names its product cytochrome c oxidase subunit 4 isoform 1, mitochondrial-like. Bases 113 to 637 code for a protein of 174 amino acids. The transcript is spliced from 6 exons. The record is from RefSeq and is a predicted model, not a curated record. Gene Ontology annotation, biological process: mitochondrial electron transport, cytochrome c to oxygen. NCBI's taxonomy places the organism in Eukaryota, Metazoa, Arthropoda, Insecta, Lepidoptera, Nymphalidae.
CUAUGCGCAUUGCGCAAAUUCCAAUGUCUAAUUGUCUAUUCAAUUUUUCGCUAGAGGUCGCAGUUCCUUUCAGCAAAAUAGUUUAGGGUGGUGUUACGACAAAUUAAGAAUAAUGGCAAAUCUUCUCCUGCGUCGCGCGCUGCUUGAUGCAAUCCGCGUGCCAGCUGGAACCCGCUCCGUCAGUGAACUUGCCAAGGUGGGCAACAGGGAGUGGGUGGGCUACGGCUACAACGGUCAGCCCAACUACGCUGACAGGCCCGACUUCCCCCUCCCAGCUGUCAGAUUCCGCCCGGACACACCCGAUAUUAAGGCCCUCCGCGAAAAGGAAAAGGGAGACUGGCGCAAGUUAACUCUGGAAGAGAAGAAAGCCCUGUACCGUGCAUCUUUCUGUCAAACCUUUGCAGAAUUCCAGGCCCCCACUGGAGAGUGGAAGGGCGCCUUCGGCUGGGCUCUCUGCAUUGCCUCUCUCUCUGUGUGGAUCUACAUGGCCAUGAAGAUGUUCGUGUACAGUCCACUGCCUGACUCCUUCAGCGAGGAGAGCCAGAAGGCUCAGCUGAAGCGUAUGCUAGACUUGAAGGUGAACCCGGUGGACGGACUGUCCUCCAAGUGGGACUACGAGAACAACCGCUGGAAGUAAACUGUUGACCGUUUGGUGCUUGGCAAACAACGGUACACUAGCGGUAGAGUAGACUUGUUAUAUAAGUGAAUGAUAUCUGUAAGAUAAUAAAAUAUAUGUGAUUCCAAA